AAUAAGUAAUGAGAAACAUAUGGAAUAAAAAAUAUUUUUGUAAUUAUGACUUUACCACCACUAUUUAGCUGUCACUUUCCGUCAUACAUGAAAAACUGUUUUAAUAACGAAGUAGAUAUAUUAUGGUAUCAACCUGAAUUUACACAAAGCCGUUAUCCACCAGGACAAAAACUAAGUGAAGCCUGUACACUUAUAUGUUUACUUGUGGCUGUACGAAUCUUAAGAGGAAAUGUAUCGAUUUAUGAUAUAGAAAACUGCCUGAGAUUAAAUAUUAUUGUGGCAGAGGCGAUAAUUGAGGGUAACACUAUUCAUGCGUGGCUUAUUAAGAAAAGGCUUAUAUCACAUCCGUAUUUGAAUACUGAAGAUGCUUUAAAACAUGGGGGCAAGAGCUUAAAUAUAUUAAAAGAAUGGAAAUUCAAUAUCUUUCAUGAAGAGAUAGAAACAAGCCUAUACAAAAAUAUAAACAUAUUUUUACAUGACUGGUAUAAAAAUCCAAAAUGUCACACUCUGUUUAUGCUGCUUAUCACAUGUGGACGUACUAUAUUAUUUAUAUUUCAAGAAACUACAAGUAAGGUCACUUUGUUUGAUUCGCACAGUCACACUACUGACAAUUCAAAUCAUGGAUUAGUCAUAGCUCAGACAACUAUCGAUAGAUUGGAAUCAUUAUGCAAUUGGUAUAUUCAGGAUGUAUUAAAAAAUUGUUACAAUAUACAUGCUAAUAAAUAUGAAUUAGCUUUCUUAUAUUCCAAUGCACAAUGCAAUGGCCAUAAUAGAAUUUUAUGCGAAUGU
Messenger RNA from Acromyrmex echinatior (Panamanian leafcutter ant), 789 nucleotides. RefSeq lists its product as uncharacterized. The record is from RefSeq and is a predicted model, not a curated record. Lineage: Eukaryota; Metazoa; Arthropoda; Insecta; Hymenoptera; Formicidae.